Molecule: messenger RNA, 3076 nt
Organism: Cornus florida
Lineage: Eukaryota; Viridiplantae; Streptophyta; Magnoliopsida; Cornales; Cornaceae
Product: FHA domain-containing protein At4g14490-like
Exons: 2
Coding region: 215-1657 (480 amino acids)
Molecular function (GO): mRNA binding; protein binding
Source: RefSeq, a predicted model, not a curated record
AAGUCUCUACAACUGAACAAUGGAAAAAAAGAAAAGAAAAAAUGAAUAAAUUUUGUUUUUUUUGGGAAGAUAAUGAAUAAACAUUUCAAAUUUCAAAAAUCCUCCCUUCCCCCUCCCCCACCUCUCUCUCUCCCUCUCUACAUCCUCAAAGCUUUUGAGGAUUGCAGUAAGAUUCCAUUUUUCAACUUCAGUAUACUUCGAAGCUUCUGCAAUAAUGGAAGAGGAGACUACCUUGAAGCUAAUCAUGGAGAAAGGCCCUCUAGAGGGACAAACCCUAGAAUUCAAACCCGGAUCUGUGAUUCGAAUCGGCAGAGUUGUCCGUGGCAACACAGUGUCCGUCAAAGACGUCGGUGUUUCCUCAAAGCAUCUGCUGAUCGAAUUCAAAUCGGGUAAUUGGGUUCUCACGGACAUCGACUCCUCUAACGGCACAAUUUUAAACGACUCGAAACUCCUUCCGUUGAAUCCAUCGGACCUCAGCUCCGAAGACACCAUCAAGAUCGGCGAGUACACCUCCAUGAAGGUCCAAAUCGAACUCGCAGAACAGAGUCGGUUACGAAGAAACCCUAGGAGGCGACCCAAAGAUGAAAUUCUGGAUGCUGUGGUAGCUGUUGCAGAGAAUCGCCGCGGGAGAGGCCGUCCAAAAAAGAAUAUGGCUUCAGUUAGUGAAAAUAGUGAGUUAGGGUUUGGGGUUGGAGGGGAAUUGGGUGAAAAUUUGGUGUCAAAAAAUCAGAAUCAGACUGGUCGGCCAAGGAGAGCUAGGGUUUUGAAGAAUGAGGCUCAAGAGAGCUUAUGCAAGGUCAAAAAAGUCGAAGAAGUAAACAAUGCAGGUCCAGUUGAGCCAAAACAGGGGAGACAAAUGAGUGCUAGGAUGACCCGGAAUUCAAAGAAGGCAGAGAAUUUGAAUUCUGUUUCCAUGCUUGAGAAAAUUCCAGAGAAAUCAGGUUUAGAUGGAAAUAAUUGUAGAGAGCUGGAGAGUUCAGCUCCCGUUGAGGAUGUUAAAGGUAAGAGGGCGCGAGGGGGGACAAGAAGGAAGAAGAAUGUAGAGGAUGAACCAUUGGAGAGUGUGAAAAAUGUGGUUUCGGAGCAGGAGAUUAUGGAGGGGUUAAGUUUGCAGUCAGAAGGUUGUAAAGAAGUGGAGAGUUCAGCUCCCAUUGAGGAUGAUAAAGGUAAGAGGAUGCAAGGAGGAACAAGAGGGAAGAGGAAUUUAGAGGAUGAGUCAUUGGAGAGUGUGAAAAAUGUGGUUUCGGAGGAAGAGAUUAUGGAGGGGUUAAGUUUGCAGCCAGAAGGUUGUAAAGAAGUGGAGAGUGCUGCUGGUGUUAAAGAGAAUUUAUCAAAUGGACAGUCAGAAGCCGUUCAAAUUGAUGUGCGGGAAAAUAAUGAGGGGUUGGAGGAUUUGAAUUUGAGACGAGAAGGUGGUGAAGGAUUGGCAAGUGUAUCUGGUGUCAAGGAGAACGGUGUUGUGGUCGACGAUGAGCCAGAUUUGGAGAAGAUGACGCUGGGGGAGUGGUUUGAUUAUUUAGAGGUUUAUUUGCCGAAGCAGAUACAUGAUGCAACUGAAGAAAUGAUUUCGAAUAUGAGACAUAGAGCAUUGCAGUUUCACGAGUUUAUGUUGCAGCAGAAGAAUGAGAAAGAUAAGGGCAAAUUACCUAUAAGCUAGACACAGAAUGUGAGGAGCACUUUGUGCAAGUUAUCUGGGAAAAUGUGGCACAGCUAUGGACUCCGGAGGUGCUUCAUGGUUGUAGUAUCCUGUUUUCAAGGUAUGAUGGAAAAUUGACUACAUUAUUGCUUUAUGUUACAAUUACCUACACCAAGUAUCUGAACUUUAAAUACAAGUUUGCUACUAAGAAGAGAGAGGCUCUGCAUAAAAAAAUACUGAACACAAGAGCCAUUAUAUGUAUUUUUGUUAAGAUGAAUUUUGAGGUACUUAAAGAAAGUGACAGAUUAGAAGAAUCCAACCUUCGAGGACUAUCAAGCUAGACACUGAAAAUUUAAGGGAGGAGAAGAAGUGUAAUCUCUGUUUACACCUAAAAUGAGCCGGCCACGUGGAAGCCAGUGGCACCCAAAAGGCAUAAGAGAAGAAAUCUAGGUUUUUUUUGAAGUUUUGGUUCUUCUGGAACCUGGAUCCUCUCAUGUGCCAUGGGAUGUUUUGUGUCAAUGCAACAACUUUCAUGCUGCUUAUGUAAACUAUUUUAGAUCCUUUAUGCAAUAAUUUUACAUUGCUUAUUCGUAAAUGAUGUAUUGUAUCGUGUUAUGUAAGCAGUAGAAGAUGCAAACACAGAAUCGCAGUAGAAGAAGCAAACACAGAAUCCUAACACACGGAGUGGUCCUCAUUCUUUUACAGGUCCCUCUCACUCACGUUUGGUUUUUGGACGUAUGAAAACUACUUUGGUCCCACCUUCUGUCAAUAAUUUUUUUGGUUCAGUUUGAGAGUUUCGUAAAUUUCAUCUUCUUCAUCGAACCCCAUUUCAUUUAACUCAUGAAAACUAGUUUGGUCCCUCCAAAGAUUGCCAACCCUCAUUCUCUUUUAACUAUUUUAAAGAAUGAAACUUGAGAACCAUUCAAAGGAUUUAUUCGAAAAAGAUCAAAUAAAGCCAAAGUAUAUAUAAUUGGAAUAUUUAUUCGAACCAUAACUGAAGUUCAAGAACAAAAGAAGUAAGCUCCUCCACAGCGUAGGUAGGUGAUAACAAUACAGUGGUCACAACGUAGAUAAAUCAAAUUAAACUACACACAUAAUUUGGGGUCGAAGGUUUCUUUAUUUGUUUAAUACAAGAUCAUUAAUUCAGUGUUGUUCACUACUUUUUAACCCGCCAAAAAAAAAAAAAAAAAAACUAUUUUUUUAUAAAAUAGUACUGCAAUUUUCUAUAUAUACAAGAGAACAUUUUUCUGUGUUGCUCAUGCUUUGGAUAACCAUGCCCUUCAAGCUAAAUCCUCUGAUUUCAGUUGGGAGGUGCCCUUCAAUCCCUAUUAGAGCAAGCCCAAUGGUCCAAAAUCCAGCGAUUUUGGGUCAAAUUCCGCAAUUUGAAUCCUCCAAUGAAAAAUUUACCAUGGCUGUAUUAUUAUUGUCAUGUGACACUUU